GUGCGGAGAGGCGGGAGGAGCGGUGGCAACAUGGCGCUCUCCGGGAGUGUGCGGGCUCCGGUGGCCGUGCUGCUGCUGCUGCUCUGCUUGGCGCCCGCGACCGCCGGCCGGCGGAGCGACGUGCGCGUGGUCACGGACGAGAACUGGAGAGAGCUGCUGGAAGGAGAGUGGAUGAUCGAGUUUUAUGCUCCAUGGUGUCCUGCUUGUCAGAAUCUUCAACCAGAAUGGGAAAGUUUUGCUGAAUGGGGAGAAGAUCUUGAGGUUAAUGUUGCAAAAGUAGAUGUCACGGAGCAGCCAGGACUGAGUGGGCGAUUUAUCAUAACUGCUCUUCCCACCAUUUAUCAUUGUAAAGAUGGUGAAUUUAGGCGCUAUCAGGGCCCGAGGACUAAGAAGGACUUCAUAAACUUCAUAAGUGAAAAAGAGUGGAAGAAUAUUGGACCCAUUUCAUCAUGGUUUGGUCCUGGUUCUGUUCUGAUGGGCAGUAUGUCAGCACUCUUCCAGCUCUCCAUGUGGAUCCGGACUUGGCACAACUAUUUUAUUGAAGACCUUGGAUUACCAGUUUGGGGAUCAUAUACAGUUUUUGCUUUAGCAACUCUGCUUUCUGGGCUGUUUUUAGGACUUUGUAUGAUCUUUGUGGCAGAUUGCCUUUGUCCUUCAAAAAGGCGCAGACCACAGCCAUACCCUUCCAAAAAAUUACGGCCAGAAUCUUCUCAACCUUUGAAAAAAGUGGAGGAGGAACAAGAGGCUGAUGAAGAUGAUGUUUCAGAAGAGGAAGCUGAAAGCAAAGAAGGAACGAACACAGACUUUCUGCAGAAUGCCAUCAGACAACGUUCUGUGGGUCCUUCCCUGGCCACAGAUAAAUCCUAGUUAAUUUUUAUAAAUAUCUUGAUAGGAUUUUGACAGAAACAGAAGGUUGAUUGUUUCUUUUCGUUUGAAGUAAACUGUGACUUGCUUGUACAUCGCUGGGUUCAGUCUAGAUUGUCGUUAGGUCGAACAGUCUACCUUCAGAAAAUAACAGUAGUACUACGUAAAAAAGUUUGAAAUUGGGUUUAAGAACAGCAUGGUGGUUUAAACAGUUUAAUUUUUGAAAAAUCUGGUGCCAAGCAAUAAGAUGUGUAUGUUUGUUUAAUAAUAACCUGUUUCAAGUCUGAGUUGAAAAAUUAAUUUCCCAUAUUGCAUUAUUGAGUUAUUUAAGGAGAUUACUUUGGAGAAAAAAUUUCUCAUUUGAUAUAAUUUUUUUCAGUUUCACUGUGUGAAAAAAAGAACAUCUUUCCCAUAAAUGGGAACUUUGCCCAUUGUCUCAAGAAAUGUGUAUUUCAGUGACAGCUCUGUGGUCCCUUUAGAGAUAGAGUCCAAAAUUUCCUCAUAUU
Molecule: messenger RNA, 1370 nt
Organism: Ceratotherium simum simum (southern white rhinoceros)
Lineage: Eukaryota; Metazoa; Chordata; Mammalia; Perissodactyla; Rhinocerotidae
Gene: TMX1
Product: thioredoxin related transmembrane protein 1
Cellular component (GO): endomembrane system
Molecular function (GO): disulfide oxidoreductase activity
Source: RefSeq, a predicted model, not a curated record